AUGUCUGCUUAUGACGACCGGCGCAUCCUCGUGAGGCGGUCCAAGAAGCUCGAGAAGGUCCUCGGCGAGACCCCGCCCUCCGAGCUCAUCAUCCACCCCGCGCACCGCGACACUGGCACUCGUUAUCGGGCCCCGCUCUCCCAGUCGAGGAGCGCGUCGCACCAGCACACGCGGAGCGAGCAACUACCCUCCGGGCAGGCACCGCGGAACGUCCGCCGCGUCCCCGUCCCCGCGCUCCCCGCGGGGUCCUCCACCGAGUCCCUCCUCUCCACCUCCUCCCUCGAGCGCGCCUCCUCCCCUACCCCCAACAAGCCCAAGCUCUCUCUCCCCCUCGACGCCCAGGCCCCGCAGAUCGCGCGCGUCGACCUGCCCACCCACCACCGCCCGCGCACCCCGCCGACCCCCGCGCUGCGCCCGCUGCGCCGCGCGGACAGCGCCAUCUCGUACUUCUCGCUCGGCCUCGGGUCGGGGUCGGGGUCGGGGUCGACUACUCCGUCGACGCCCGACGAGCGUAAGCGCUGGGUGCAGAACGUGUCGAAGCUCUCGCGCACGCUGGGCGAGUGCCUGCCCCAGCGGCUCGUCGCGCGCAGACCUGAACCCCAGCCGGAAACGCGCGUGAUGAUCCGCCAGGAGGCGCACUCGCUCGAGCUCGCAGGAAGGCCGCGACAAUUGGUGCCCCAGCGCGGAGUGAUGUCUGAUACCGCGUCCCCGUUGAGAGGGAACUUGAAAACGAAGUGGCUCAGGGAACGAGGGAGCAAGUACUACGUCGAGGAGGACUACGAGGUUAUCCGGAGUACCCUGCGGGCGCUCCGGUGAGCUAGUUGCCGCUGGCCAGCGGCUAUAUGGACUCGAGAGUUCUUAUGGACUCAGUGGACUCUGGACACGCUUGACUAUGGACGUUGGACUGGACUAGUAAUUGUACUAACGGUAGCGUAAUCGCCGUAUAAAGUGUAGCCUCUGGU
Messenger RNA from Gloeophyllum trabeum ATCC 11539, 962 nucleotides. RefSeq lists its product as uncharacterized. The transcript has 2 exons. Lineage: Eukaryota; Fungi; Basidiomycota; Agaricomycetes; Gloeophyllales; Gloeophyllaceae. The record is from RefSeq and is a predicted model, not a curated record. Bases 1 to 816 code for a protein of 271 amino acids.